This is a messenger RNA of Prorocentrum cordatum, 826 nucleotides long. The record is from the annotation of a GenBank genome assembly. NCBI's taxonomy places the organism in Eukaryota, Dinophyceae, Prorocentrales, Prorocentraceae.
CUCCCGCGCGCGGAGGCCCAGGCGGGCGCAGCAGCGGCUGCGGCGGCGGUCGCGGCACGGCCGCGCGGCGGGUGUAAGCGGCGCAUGGGCGUAGCGACGCUGUCCGACAGGGCCCACGUGGUCCGCGCGGAGCGCGGCCCUCCACGUGCUGGAGGCCAUGUGCCUCUCGCUGCCCCCCACUGGAGGGAGGGGGAGGUGGGGAGAUGAUGAGGAGAGGGCGGACGGGAGACGAGAAAGAGAGAGAGAGAGAGAGCUGGGCGGCCCCACAGCGCCCUGGGCGUGCGGGAGGGACGGGGCCGAGUCGGCGUGCGGCCUGCUUCAGGCAGCCAAAAGGGCCUGCACGGUUUCUUUCCCCGGAGCCGUAGGCGACCCGAGGAGGAGGGAGGAGGGAGGGAGGGAGGGAGGGAGGGAGGAGGAGGAGGAGGAGGAGGAGGAGGACGGGUCGCCUAAGCCCUUCGGAGAAACCCUCCACAACCAAAAGGGCCUGCGCCGGGCAACGAAAGGUGGGGUCUUUGCCCCACUAUUCCGGAGCUCGCCAUCGCGGAGAAGAAGCGCCAUCUUCACAACACCUCGCGGGCUCGGGAAACUGUCCCCGUUCCCAGCCUCAAGCGAAGUGAGCAUGAGAGCGUCGGCCGUGAAAAGGGCUCCACCCUCACAGGGUCAGGGCCAGCUAGUGCCCUGGAAAAAAAACAACAACCAGUUCUGGUCGUAACUCAAUGAGUGGAGGGAGGGAGGGAAAACGUCGACGGUGCCCGAAAAGGAGGCGGCGGCAACGAUGAGGAGGAUGAGGAGAACGAUGAGGAUGAGGCAACGUGUGGCCGACUGC